Messenger RNA from Myotis myotis, 1022 nucleotides. It is a transcript of the gene PTRH2, whose product is annotated as peptidyl-tRNA hydrolase 2. Gene Ontology annotation, molecular function: peptidyl-tRNA hydrolase activity. The record is from RefSeq and is a predicted model, not a curated record. Lineage: Eukaryota; Metazoa; Chordata; Mammalia; Chiroptera; Vespertilionidae. Gene Ontology annotation, biological process: positive regulation of anoikis; negative regulation of anoikis. Bases 399 to 938 code for a protein of 179 amino acids. Gene Ontology annotation, cellular component: cytosol; mitochondrion. The transcript is spliced from 2 exons.
CUUUCAUCUUCGUAAACUUUCUGCCGCCCCAAAGCUGCUGGAGCCACUGUUCCUGCUCUGCCAGCCAUCCUUUGGAAGAAGGGACCAAGAUGCUGGGCAGGGGACGGGCCCAGAAUUUUCAGUUCCCAGGCAAAGCCUCCAUUCGGGCAGCAUCGAUGUGCUCGCUCCGAAUGUGGGAGAACACCGAGCAGGCCUCGCACUCUGCUGAGUUUUUAUUGAAAUCCCCCAUCGUAUCGAGUUGUUGAGCCCUACGAAGGAAAAAAAAAAGGGGGCGGGGGGAGUUCUAAGAAUAUGAUCGAAAAUUUGGUUCCCAGACAUAAUGGCUAGAGAAAUAUUUCUUUAAUUGAAAUAUUAAAGAAGUAGACGCCAGAGACUGUGACCCACAGGAGGAGUUACGUAUGCUCUCCAAAUCCUUGGUAAUGGAGUAUUUGGCUCAUCCUGGUGCACUCAGCGUGGCUGCUGGAGUAGCUUGUGGCAUGUGCUUGGGCUGGGGCCUCCGUGUGCGCUUUGGGAUGAUCCCCAAAAGCUCAGUGAACGAGACAAACACAGCAACCAGAACUGAAGCGAGCAUCUUAGGAGAGAGUGGGGAGUACAAAAUGAUUCUUGUGGUUCGAAAUGACUUAAAGAUGGGAAAAGGGAAAGUGGCUGCCCAGUGUUCUCAUGCUGCUGUUUCUGCCUACAAGCAAAUUCAAAGGAAAAAUCCCGAACUGCUCAAACAGUGGGAAUACUGUGGCCAGCCCAAAGUGGUGGUCAAAGCCCCUGAUGAAGAAACUCUGAUUGCAUUACUGACCCACGCAAAGACGCUGGGACUGACUGUAAGUUUAAUCCAAGAUGCUGGACGUACUCAGAUUGCACCAGGUUCUCAAACUGUCCUGGGAAUUGGGCCAGGACCAGCAGACCUAAUUGACAAAGUCACUGGUCACCUAAAACUUUACUAGAUAGAAUUUUGUAUCAUGAUUGUCUCACCACAAAUGUUUGAAACUGUCAAAUUCUAACAAUAAAAGCUGAGUUUCUUCCCCCAA